GGAGACAGCAGGAGUUGGAGGCUGAAUUGGAGAGAGUAAGGAAGAAGCGUGCCAUAGCCCAGGUGUGUCCUUGACCCCCAUCAGGAGGUGAAGACAAGCCGGAAGGCGAGUCUGCCGGAAGUUGAGUCUGCCCGAAGUUGAGUCUGCCGGAAGUCCUCCCCAGCCAGUGUGAGGAUGGAGCGGUCCACCCAGGAGCUGUUCCUCAACUUCACCGUGGUCCUCAUCACUGUUCUCCUCAUGUGGCUCCUUGUGAGGUCCUAUCAGUACUGAGAGGCCAGGAGUUGUUCCCAGGCCUGCCUAGAUGCCCUGGGGUGCCUCCUGCCUGCCCUGAGAGCCCACAGCUGUCAUGGGCUGUCACUCUUGGCACCCCCAAGCUCCUCUGACCCACACUCACAAUGCCUGACCUAUCCCAGCACUAGGAGUGAUCAUGUGUUCAGUAAAGAUGCUGCUUGCAUGGCCUGCCUGGUGACCAGUGAACACUAGAGCUAGCCCCAACUCCUACUGCCCAUGGGUUAGACAGGCUACAAGGUCAAAGGCAAACUGGAUUCAUGAUGCUGCCACACUAGAACAGCCCCUGAUGUGUCUCACCACACUCUCUCCCCACAAUCCGCACUGCCUGUUACCAAACUCUCAUUCAACCCGCCAGAAGCAAUGCUAAAGGAAGUCUCUGUUAACUUCUCUAACUCCCAUGUCAAUAAAGUCAACUCAAC
Messenger RNA from Dipodomys ordii (Ord's kangaroo rat), 710 nucleotides. It is a transcript of the gene Sln, whose product is annotated as sarcolipin. Gene Ontology annotation, molecular function: enzyme regulator activity. The coding region runs from base 175 to 270 and encodes 31 amino acids. The record is from RefSeq and is a predicted model, not a curated record. Gene Ontology annotation, cellular component: membrane. The transcript has 2 exons. NCBI's taxonomy places the organism in Eukaryota, Metazoa, Chordata, Mammalia, Rodentia, Heteromyidae.